Messenger RNA from Ipomoea triloba (trilobed morning glory), 8428 nucleotides. RefSeq lists its product as uncharacterized. The record is from RefSeq and is a predicted model, not a curated record. Bases 179 to 7426 code for a protein of 2415 amino acids. Gene Ontology annotation, molecular function: helicase activity. Lineage: Eukaryota; Viridiplantae; Streptophyta; Magnoliopsida; Solanales; Convolvulaceae. The transcript is spliced from 22 exons.
AAUAUUGUAACUUGUAAGGCUCGAAAAACGGCAAAGUGGAAAUCGUACUUCUCAAACGUUUUCUCCCUUAAUGCUUUAUUGUUUUUCUGUUGUCUAUUGCCCGCCUUAAUCGAAAACCCUAGAGAUUGAAUUACAGAGCGAGCGGGAGAGGGGGCGGGAGGGUGAGCGUUUGCAGAAGAUGCCAAAGAAAGAUGCUGCGAGGAGAGAGCUGUUGGAUCGAUGGAGAGGCAUCGAAGAGGAAGACGACGACGCCGAUGGCGACUUUGGUGCUCAUAAGCGCCGUCGUCUUCACCAGCUCAAAGAAGAGUGGUUUUCUGAUGCUUUCAAAUUCUUGAUCCACUUGCCAAAAUUAGAUCACAUUUGGUGUUGUUCUUGGGACCUGAUGGGACCUUUACUAGAGACAUUCUAUAAUUAUUAUAAAGAUGAGCAUCGUGAUUCUCCUCUAAAGCUUCUAUGGAAUAGAGUUUCGGAAGAGUUACGCCAUUGCACUCAAUGUAUUUGCCAAUAUCAUCAAGCCCAAGAGAUGUAUAACACAGAAUAUGAGUCAAGUUCAAUAGGUCCUCUUCUUGAUGUAUUGCGCACUCUGGAUGAAGAAAGAAUAAGUCAGCACCUAAAAGAAAUCAAUGCAAGAAUAGCUCACGGAGAUUCUGUUUUGGGGAAUGACAAUGGUGAAAUUGUUAGUGUCAUGUUUGAGGUUUUGAUGUUUCCCAUCUUGUUAGAUGAUGAUUCUUUAGCAAACGAAUUUCAAAUAUUCAUUGAGGCAGUUGAUGACUCUCAUGAAUUGACCCUAGGUGGUCACCAACAAUAUCCGGGAGUUUAUGCAUUGCUUUUUUUGAAAAAUCGGAGAGCACGUUCAAUUGGUUUCCGAUUGGCAGGACAAAUGAAUAGAUUGAGGCAAUCAAUUGACUUGGAUCCAUUGCAGCCUUUGCUGAAGAGAUACAUCAGUUUCUUGGAGACAGAAAUCUCCUCACCUCCUCAGACUUCUAGGCCUAGGGUCCAUCUGGAACGAUUAACUGUAUGGCUUGGAAUCAAAGCAUUGCUUGGAUUCUUAGAGCCUCCAGCAUUUGAAGAAGGAAUUUUAGAUCGCUAUCCCAUUUUCCUGAGUCUUGUUCUCAACCAUAUUAGUGAUGAUUCUCCUGAAUUUUCUUAUGCAGUUAAUUGCUUGAGAUUGCUUUUUGAAAUGCUUGGGUAUAAGCUUUGGUUGAGGACUACGUUGUCUCCAAGUGUAAUGCGGAAUACAUUGCUGGGUCAGUCUUUCCACACAAGAAAUGAAAAGAGCCAUAAAGAAAUUUUUGAUCUUUUCCUGCCUUUUCUGCAGUCUCUUGAAGCUUUACAAGAUGGUGAACAUGAAAAGCAGCGAAGACAUUUCCUUUAUUUUCUCCUACAUCAGGUCACUGCGAGCAGCAACUUCAGCAUACUAAUGAGGAAAAAGGCUUGCCAGAUAGCUUUUCUCAUUGUUCACCGAGGUUACAAGAUGAACCCACCAAACCCACCUUAUGAAUGCGCACAUAUGUGGGGACCAUCCCUUGUGUCCUCUUUGAAGGAUUUGUCACUCCACAGUUCUCUUCGACAGCCAGCCUUUGAUCUUAUACAAACUAUUAUUGUGUCUGAUGCUUCAGCCAUGGUAGCUUCAAUUCUGAACUCCCAGCUGCAUGCAAGUAAUGAAAGAGGCAUGCCUACCAAUUUUGAUGAAGAUGACGAUGAAGGGAAUUUGUUAGAUCAUGAUAUUGAAGAAAAGGAUGCCACUUGCUGGAGUGAAUUCUGUGUGCAGUCUAAGAUGACCUCAAGUUUAUAUGGCAGUUGGAUGUGCAUCCCAAUGUUAUGGUUUGAGGUUUUAGUUGAGAUUGAUCCUUUAGUCCUCCCAGUGUCAAUUGCCAAGGCAGUCUUUUGGGCCUUAUCUCGCCUUGCUAUGGUAGAACCAGAAAAUAGCUCAGAAAGGUCACUUUCACUUGAAAAUUGGUUGAAAACCUGCACUUCAGAAAUCUCUCAUGCUUUUGGUUGGAAGGUUCCAUCUGGCUCCAAUGAUGGUGGAGAUGGAAUGGUAUCAAAGAAUUCUGUUAAUGUCUCAACAGUAUGUAAGCCCCUUGUGAAGACAUUCAAGAGAUUCAGCGUAGAUUAUAUUUCUAGAAUGGAGCGAGGAGAGCUAAGGAAACAGUGGACCUGGGAACCCAUGAUGGGCAACAGCUUAAUACUUCUACUUGUGGAUCCCAAUGAUAAUGCCAGGCAUGUGGCUAGAUGUAUUCUUGAACAGGUCUCAGACACACGAGGUCUGACUUGUGGACUGCAGUUUCUCUGCUCUAGUCCAUCUUCAUUGGCAGCCAUCUUUGUAGGGUUAAGACAUGCUUUGAAACUGGUUCAGUUGGACAGUGUUCUGUCAGACUUUCAGUCUUUGCAUCAUUUAUUUUUUGUUUUCUCUAAACUACUUAGAGAAGGGAAUUCUUCUGCCAAACCCGUGGUUGGAAGUUCAUCAGAGAUGUCUAAUAUAUCAAACUUUUCUUCGCAAGGUGGAUUUUUAAAGCAGCCAGUUUUUGAUGAACAACCUGGUAAGGUGAUUGGACAGUCAUCAGUUAGCUAUGCCUUGUCGGAGAAAUUCAGUUGCCUACUAUCAGAAAUUGCAUGGCUUGCUAUUGGGAAGUGUUUAUCUGAAGGAAAGGCAAACAUGGACCACAAAGCAUCUCAGAUGACCUGCAUCCGCAUACUAGAGAUUCUUCCAGUUAUUCUUGAAAAGCUUCAUGGAAAUUUAGCCAUGGUAUUCAACAGUGCUAUUGGUUUAAAAUGGCUCUGUGAUUUGAUUGAUUGGGGAAAGUCCUCUCUUCAAGUGGUGGUCAGAUAUUGGAAACAGACAUUUAUUUCUUUGCUGGGACUGUUAAAAGGAUUCUGCAGUGGGAUCUCUGCUUUGGCAAUUGUGGAUAUUGAGAAACUUAUUUCAUGUGAUAAAACUCCUAUAGAAGAAUUAACCGAACAAGUUGCACGCCUUUCAGUAUCAUUAAUGAAUAAAGGUUCCUUUGAUGUUAAGAAAACAAAUGUGAGCCGUGAACAUUCUUCUUUCAAAAAAUUGUUACCAAGUGGUGAUUGCUCAGCUGCAAAUGCACAAGCUUCUUCUGUGGAUGUUAAGAAAUUGCAUGUUUCUGAUACAGAUGUAUUGGCUGGCAAGGUGGGAGGUGAUUUAAUAGUUCUUUCUGAUGAUGAGAAUGAGCCAGAAACUCCUAUUGAACAUUCUUCUUUCAAAAAACUGUUACCAAGUGGUGAUUCCUCAGCUUCAGAUGCACAAGCUACUUCUGUGGCUGUUAAAAAAUUGCUUGUUUCUGACUCAGAUGUAUUGGUUGGCAAAGAGGGAGCUAAUUCUAUAGUUCUCUCUGAUGAUAAUAAUGAGCCAAAAACUUCUAUAAGUAAGGAUGUUAACUCUUAUUUUGGGUCAAGUCAAACUUUGUUUGAUGACAAAGUUGUUUCAGCUAAUGCUGAUGGACAAGUAGUGUAUCCUGGUCCAGUAAAGGCGACUAAUUCCAGAAUUGAUAAGGCCAUGAAACCUGUAGUAGCUUCUAAGCCUGGGCCAGAGUCAGACAUGGUGGAGGGUGGGACUGCAGCUUUCAUCAAGUCAAAGGUUAUUCACGAAAAGAGAAAGGGUGUUGAUACCAAGCUGUUGAGGGAGCAUACAAAAGAUUUGAUGACCCAGCCUAGUUCUACUUGGAAAGAUUCAUCUGAUGAAAGUAUGAUUUUCAAAACUAAGGAACAGAAAGACAAUAAAGAGGCCAUAGAAACUGGCGUUACAGUUUUACAGGAGCUUGUACAAGAUAGUGAAAUUGAUUUGGAGUUUGGUUUUUCCAAAUUAGGUAGGCGCCGACAGACAUUAACUAUAAAGCCAAGCAUUUCUGGUCCUAAACGACAAGUCAUUCAACUUGAUUUGCCUGUGAAAAACAGAUCUAGCCUAUUUAGGGUGGAUGGCAGAGUGAAAAGGUUUAAAUCUGCAAGGCUUGAUGACUGGUUUAGGGCAAUUUUAGAGUUGGAUUUUUUUGCAACAGUGGGGUUAUCAGUGACGAGUGAAGAGGACGAUCAAAAGUUUAACAAAUUAAAGCAGGUUCCUGUUUGCUUUGAAUCAGCUGAAGAAUAUAUUGAAAUUUUCCGGCCAUUGUUGGUGGAGGAAUUUAAAGCACAAUUGCUUAGUUCAUUUCAAGAGGCUACUUCAGUUGAAGAGAUGUCUUGUGGCAGCUUGUCUAUAAUGUCUGUUGAGAGAAUUGAUGAUUUUCAUAUCAUUCGUUGUGUCCGUGAUGAUUUUGAUAAUACUGGAUCUAAAAGCUGCUUAGAAAAUGAUCUUAUUUUGCUUACAAGGCAACCACUGCAAAAUUCUGCUCCUGAUGUUCAUAUCGUUGGCAAGGUGGAGAGGUGUGAAAAAGAUAAUAAAAAAAGAUCAAGUAUCAUUGUUGUCAGGCUGUAUCUUCAAAACAAAGCUUCUCAUCUCAACAAGGCUAGAAAGCUUCUAGUUGCACGCAGCAAAUGGUGCAUUAGUCGCUUGAUGAGUAUUACACCUCAACUAAGGGAAUUUCAGGCAUUGUCAUCAAUAAAGGAAAUCCCUUUGUUACCUGUAAUCUUGAACCCCACCAAUCAUGGCCAUAGUGCAAUUUGCAGUAAUAAUCUUAGUAAACUGUCACGACCAUUACAUCAAGUCUUUAAAAUGGAAUACAAUGAGAGCCAGCAGGAAGCCAUCAGUUCUGCUAUUGGGCCUUUUGAUUUGAAAAAGGAUUUUGAAUUGUCUCUGAUACAGGGCCCUCCAGGUACUGGAAAGACCAAAACUAUUCUGGCCAUUGUUAGUGGCUUGCUCUCGUUUUGUAAGAUGAAAGACACCAGAACACUGAGUGCUGCUCCAAAGCCCACUAGUCUGUCUAGCAGCACUUCAAGACCACAUAUUAGUAAUGCUGCUGCAAUUGCAAGGGCAUGGCAGGAUGCUGCCUUCGCUAGACAACUGAAAGAGGAUGUAGAUAAGGACAAAGAUAACAUGGGAAGCUGCAGUAGAGGACGGAUCCUCAUCUGUGCACAAUCUAAUGCUGCAGUUGAUGAGUUAGUUUCAAGAAUAACCAGGGAAGGCCUUUAUAAUAGAGAUGGAACUAUAUAUAAACCAUAUCUGGUUAGGGUUGGUAAUGCUAAGACCGUUCAUUCAAAUUCCCUACCAUUCUUCAUUGACACUCUUGUUGAUAACCGUAUGGCUGAAGAGAAAAUGAAUGUGAAUGAUGCGAAGAAUGAUAUGAGUAAAGACAGAGUGACCGUUCUGCGUUCUAAUCUAGAGAAGUUAGCUGAUACUAUCAGAUCAUAUGAAGCCAAGCGUGCUAACUUAAGAGAAGGAAAUUCUGAUUCAAAAUCUCUGUUUGAAGGUGAGGCUUGUAAUGCUGAUGGUAUGAAGGAAUUAUCUGGUGCAGAACUUGAAGCAAGGCUGAGAGUAUUAUAUGGAAAAAAGAAAGAAAUGUAUACAGAUCUUGCCGCAAUUCAGGCACGAGAGAGGAAAGCUAAUGAAGAAACUAAAGCCCUUCGACAUAAAUUGCGGAAAGCUAUCUUAAAAGAAGCUGAAAUUGUAGUCACCACUCUGAGUGGAUGUGGUGGGGAUUUAUAUGGGGUGUGCUCGGAAUCUGUGUCUGGUCAAAGGUUUAGCAGUUCAUCAGAGAGUGUUUUGUUUGAUGCAGUUGUUGUGGAUGAAGCUGCCCAGGCACUGGAACCUGCUGCUCUGAUUCCACUUCAGCUCUUAAAAUCAAAUGGGACCAGAUGUGUGAUGGUCGGAGAUCCUAAGCAGCUUCCUGCAACAGUUCUUUCAAAUAUUGCCACCAAAUAUUUUUUCCAGUGUAGCAUGUUUGAGCGCUUGCAGAGGGCUGGACAUCCUGUGGUCAUGCUCACUGAGCAGUAUAGAAUGCAUCCUGAGAUAAGCCGCUUUCCUUCUUUGCACUUCUAUAAUGGAAAGUUGCUAAAUGGCAAUUUGAUGUCUACCAAAUCUGCACCGUUUCAUGAAACAAAUGGUCUUGGACCCUAUGUUUUCUUUGAUGUUGUUGAUGGCAAGGAGCUCCAUGGAAAGAAUUCUGGCACUCAGUCACUCUACAAUGAGUGUGAAGUCGAUGCUGCAGUUGAGCUGUUAAAAUUUUUCAAGAGGAGGUAUGCAUCAGAGUUUGUUGGUGGAAGAAUUGGUAUCAUAACACCUUAUAAGUGCCAGCUUUCUCUCUUGCGUUCACGAUUUUCCAGUGCAUUUGGAUCUUCUGUCACAGCAGAAAUGGAAUUUAAUACAGUGGAUGGUUUUCAAGGUCGAGAAGUAGAUAUACUUAUAUUUUCCACAGUAAGGGCAGCUGGAGCAUGUUCCACUGACCAAGGAUAUUCUUCCAAAAUUGGAUUUGUUGCUGAUGUGAGACGGAUGAAUGUUGCUUUAACUAGGGCAAAACUCUCUUUAUGGAUCUUUGGUAAUGCUAGGACAUUGCAGACAAACCGAAGCUGGUCAGCUCUUGUGAAGGAUGCAAAAGAAAGAAAUGUGAUCAUAUCAGCUAGAAAGCCAUACAGUUCUAUAUUUAAGUCAACUUCAAAAGAAAACCGCACAUCAGAAAAUCCUGAAACUCAUUUGAAAAUUCAAACCCAUACUGAAAUGGUUGAUGACAUGAAUGAUGGUGCUGAUCAACGUAAAAAGACCUUGAAUAGUAAGUUUGAUAGGAAAAGAAGGCACACUGAUAUUGGACCUCCCACUAAUGUUGCAGCAUAUAAUAGUAAACAUGAUGCCAAGAUAAAGAAGAGAAGAGCAACUGAUAAUUGUGAUUCAUUCAAGAAGGAUCUUGUGUCGGCAGCAGUUGAGAAUAGUGAUGUAAGAAAUUGCAAGCCUGCAAACUCUACAGUUGGGGAAAAUCACGGGGAGACUAGUGAAACAUUGGAGAAAAAGCCUCACAAGAAACAGGUUAACAAUGAUAAAGCUGAUAAACAAGGGGCAAGGUAUAGUGAUGUGAGAAAUUGCAAGCCUGCACAGUCUGCGGUUGGGGGAAAUCAAGUGCAGACUAGUGAAACUUGGGGGAAAAAGACUUGUGACAAACAGAUUAACAAGGAGAAAGCUGAUAAGCAAAGGGAUAAGAGCACUGACAAACUCGGGAGUUCUUUGGAGGAUAUGGAAAAAGUGAGGGAUAAAGGUCUGAAACAUUCAACAUUAAUUGCAUCCAAAAGAUAUAAAGAACCUUCAGACAAUGCAAGCCCAAAGGGGACAGAUGGAAAAUAUGACAAUGGAGUUAGGACUCAAGUUGAGAAAGCCACAGUUUCAGAAAGAAAACAAAAACGGGAUGCUGUUGAGGCACUUCUUUCUUCUUCUCUUAUAUCUUCAAACAAGCCUAAAUCUUCAAUAAAAUCAUUGCCUGCAAAAAGAAAUUCUGCAGCAAAUACUGAAGGCCCUGGAAUUAAACCAUCAAAGACAAGAAAAGUGUAGGCCUUCAGUAGAGAUCAAGGUUCCUAUUAUAGUGGUGCUGCUCCAAGGCUCGCUGUGAUUCAUGCACUCUUGCCACUUGGAAAGCAUGGUGUGGAUGGUGAAAACAGUAGCAUUCUGGUUAGAAUUCCAUACAUGCUACCAGAGAUUGAAGGCUAAGAGGUUCAGAAAUGGUCAUAACCAGUCAAGAAGAGCCUUUUUUGAUCACCAAUGAAGCGAAGAAAGCAUGAUGCAAUGGAGUCACCUUGAGACAAAACCUUGUUUUUCUCCUUGGCACACAAGGUAAUUUCUUAAAAUAUGAAUUCCCUGGCUGAAUAUCUAUAAUCAUCUGGGAAAAACGUGUGCUCCCGCCCCCAAUUUUUAGAUUUUUAGAAUUACAAAAACCCAAAUUGAUAUUAUAGUUGGAAAAUUCAGAAGAGGGGAUAUGAAUGGAAGGGAGAGGAAUGAAGUAACCCCUCCAACCUCCCUUGAUGGGUUUAAGUAUUUAAGUAGUGCUAGUGUUAGACCUAAUAGGAAAUUCUGUCAAAUCCGUUUGUGUACACCAUGUAAAAGUGUUGGUGAUGAAAAUGCAAUGUGAGUUUGAUCAGUGCUUGAGCCUUUUUGGGUAUUGCAUUGUGGGGCUUUAAAUACUGGUUGGAGCACCACGGCCUGGGAAACUGAAACUAAGACAAAUAUGAAAAACGACAAUGGAGCUUUCUGAAGUACAAUACAACUUUGGACACAGUUGCAGCCUCGAAGAAGAAUGGUACUAUCCUUGUUAAACAUUGCCAAUGUACAGUAGUACACUGAACGCACACAGCAAGAAAAUUUUUGAGCCAAGUUUCGUUCUUGUUCACCAGUUCUCCUGAUUCACUGAAAGCCUUUCUGAGGUAAUUAUUGGUGCUGCAAUUGAUUGGAUACACAUUCUGGUAUGUAAUGUAUAUAUUAGUUUUUUGGUGCAUAUAACAUCUGAACGUGACCCAAAGUAUAUAUUUAUCUUUGAAAAAAGGAACGUGUUUUCCAAGA